AUGCCUGGCGUUCCGAAAAGUCGAGGCUGUAAUACCUGUUUGAAGCAGAAGAAAAAGUGUGACCAAGCCAAGCCAGCUUGCUCAAGAUGUGCUCGGCUCGGGGUUCCCUGUGUCGGUUCAGGCGAGCAGAAAUAUGUCUUCAAACCAGUAUCAUUCACCAAGCCAUUUAAACCCAGCUUUCAAAAAGCACGAAAACGCGAGAAACCCUCUCAGUUAUCCAUUACACAUAAGCCUCAAAAUUCCUUAACUCUUCUCGAAGCCAAGUUUGUUGCGGCGCUGGAAGUAACAGACCUUCGCUAUGGUGUUCACUGUUAUGGCGACUUUCUAGAGCAUAUUCCUAGAAGGCUAGGCCACAGCCAUACUCUCAAUGUUUCAGUUGAUCUGAUGAUGAGUACCUUACCUUAUCAUUAUUCACAUGAGAUCCCAUCUCAGGUUCUAGCCAAGUAUGGCAGCGGUUUGAAAGUAUUAAAAGGUUUCCUGAAUGGGACGGGCGCACGGCUCGGUCCCGAGGACCUUGCAUCCUUUCACAUUAUGACUAUAUGCCAGAGCUGGGUGCGGCGAGCAGAUGAGGACUGGAAAGGUCAUGUGCAGAUGCUUGCGCGGUUCAUGGAUACAGCAAGCGAAACAGGCUGUAGUGACAUUUUUGAACUCAAGUCGCUUGAUACCUCGUUGGUAGCUCUAUUUCUUGAGGCUCUGAUCGACCCAUCCAUCGGCUUGGAACAUUAUGUCAUUUUCAUAACCUCACAGUCGCACCAAAACACAUACAACAAAGAUCAGGGUUUUCAAAUUCGAACUUUUCAACUACAAAGGUUAAUCAGGAUACCGAGAUUUUUGCAUGAACCUCUGCGUUAUGUGGACGAAAUCAAAAUCACAUAUCAAGAGUUGCGAGGCGAUUAUUCAAGAAUACAGUGCCACCUCGAGAGUCUAAAUGAGCAGGAACCUCCUCCCGAAGACUUACAUAAUCGACCAAACCUAAACCACAAGCUUCAAGUCACGGAGGCGAUCUUUCUCACGGCAGUACUAGCUCUGAACAGCAUACUUCGAGCAACGUAUCCAGAUGACAGCGUCUUACUCCUGGAAGCAUCAACUUUGGUGAACGAACUUAUCACACUUGCUAAAACAGCAUCCCAAUACAGACCUCUUGGGGCCAGCUACAUCCCACCAUGCCUAGUAGCUGCAUGGGCGACUACGAGUGCUUUGGAAGCCCAGCAAAAUGAGAUUUGGACGUUACUCGCGGAAUAUCAGCACGAUUAUGCUCGCAUAAAGUGGGUUGAUCAGGCUAAAUUGCUCAAGGAAUUAAAUGGGAUACAGUUGGAGCGACUAUCUGGAUCGAACAGUCGGGACAAAGUCGAAAAGUCUGAUAUCGAUGGAAAUCUCGAGCUGUUGAUGGUCCAUUAUAGGGCAGUGUUUGGGUCCAUUGGCAGCUACUUCUUCCCGUCAAGCUGA
Messenger RNA from Fusarium oxysporum Fo47, 1446 nucleotides. RefSeq names its product Zn(II)2Cys6 transcription factor domain-containing protein. Gene Ontology annotation, molecular function: DNA-binding transcription factor activity, RNA polymerase II-specific; zinc ion binding. The record is from RefSeq and is a predicted model, not a curated record. The coding region runs from base 1 to 1446 and encodes 481 amino acids. Lineage: Eukaryota; Fungi; Ascomycota; Sordariomycetes; Hypocreales; Nectriaceae. Gene Ontology annotation, biological process: regulation of DNA-templated transcription. The transcript has 4 exons.